Molecule: messenger RNA, 2737 nt
Organism: Salmo salar (Atlantic salmon)
Lineage: Eukaryota; Metazoa; Chordata; Actinopteri; Salmoniformes; Salmonidae
Product: alanine aminotransferase 2-like
Biological process (GO): biosynthetic process
Molecular function (GO): pyridoxal phosphate binding; transaminase activity
Source: RefSeq, a predicted model, not a curated record
AAUUGGGAAAUGAGGGGAUGGAAGUUGGAUAAAACUCACAUGGGAGAGUAAUGUUACAAUAUAUGUACUGUGCAGAAGACAUACAUUUCAGGUUGAAAAGAGUGCCCCAGUCUGUGAAUAACAGGGUUGUGGAAAUUGUAAAGUAAAAAGGUCUGGCCGGCUUUAAAAAAAUAUUUUAAAGUUUGCCAGUUGGACAACACACAGUUGUCUGUCUGUGUGCAUUCAUUGAGCGUGAGGGUGGUCGCAGCGCUUCACAACUAACGUAACGAGAUAUAAUAUUGUGACAUGUCUGCUUCGCGCAUAGGGCAAAUGUUGUCAUCCAAAUGUUUGCGCGUUAUAACCAGAGGAAAUUACCGUUUUUUCGGCAAUGGGGCACAAUACCCCGCGGGGCACCUCACCUCUGGUGUCCACUCGGUGAUGAUCCCCUCUCCGCUGUCACCUUUCUCUUCCCAGAGAAGAGCACUUUCAGGAGUCAGUGAACCGCCGCGUGGACUUGUCCAAGAGAAAAUGACCGAGAAUGCAGCGUUCUCCCAGAACAAGGUUUUGACCAUCGACACCAUGAACCCCAAUGUGAAGAAGAUGGAGUAUGCCGUGCGCGGACCGAUCGUGCAGCGCGCGAUGCAGAUCGAGAAGGAGCUGAGAGAGGGAGUGAAGAAGCCCUUCACUGAGGUCAUCAAGGCCAAUAUCGGUGACGCCCAUGCCAUGGGCCAGCAGCCAAUCACCUUCUUCCGCCAGGUCUUGGCACUCUGCUCCUACCCGGAACUCUUGAAUGACAACAUGUUUCCAGAGGAUGCCAAAAGCAGAGCGCGCCGCAUUCUGCAGGCUUGUGGAGGGAGUAGUUUGGGUGCGUACAGUGCCAGUCAGGGUAUAGACUGUGUGCGGCAGGACGUAGCUCGCUACAUCGAGCGUCGGGACGGGGGCGUGCCCUGUGACCCAGACAACGUCUACCUCACCACCGGCGCCAGCAACGGCAUCGUGACUAUGCUGCAGCUGUUGGUGUGUGGUGAGGGUGCGUCGAAGACAGGGGUGAUGAUCUCCAUCCCUCAGUACCCUCUGUACUCGGCUGCUCUGGCUGAGCUGGGCGCUGUGCAGGUCAACUACUACCUGAACGAGGAGAAGUGCUGGAGCAUGGACCUCAGUGAGCUGGAGCGCUCCCUAGCGGAGGCCAGGAAGCACUGCAACCCCAAAGUCCUCUGCGUCAUCAACCCUGGAAACCCCACUGGUCAGGUCCAGAGUAGACAGUGCAUUGAGGAUGUGAUCCGAUUCGCUGCUAAGGAGCAUCUCUUCCUGAUGGCUGAUGAGGUGUACCAGGAUAAUGUGUAUGCGGAGGGUUGCCAGUUCCAUUCCUUUAAGAAGGUGCUGUUUGAGUUGGGACCACAGUACUCGAACACUGUAGAACUGGCAUCUUUCCACUCCACCUCCAAGUGCUACAUGGGAGAGUGUGGUUUCCGUGGAGGUUACAUGGAGGUGAUCAACAUGGACCCAGAGGUGAAAGCACAGCUCACUAAGCUGGUGUCGGUCAGACUGUGUGCCCCCGUCCCUGGUCAGGCUCUGAUGGACCUGGUGGUCAACUCCCCACAGCCAGGAGAACCUUCCUACACCACCUUCAUGAAGGAGCGAACAGCAACCCUCAGUCUGCUGGCAGAGAAGGCCAAGUUGACAGAGGAAAUUCUGAACACUGUACCUGGGAUCACCUGUAACCCUGUCCAGGGAGCCAUGUACUCGUUCCCCAACAUCAGCCUGCCUCAGAAAGCCAUCAAGGAGGCGAAGGCUCUGGGCCAGGUACCAGACAUGUUCUACUGUAUGAAGAUGUUGGAGGAGACUGGAAUCUGCCUGGUGCCGGGAAGUGGCUUUGGACAGAAAGACGGGACCUACCACUUCAGGAUGACCAUUCUGCCGCCCACAGACAAGCUGAAGAUCUUACUAGCUAAAGUGAAGGAGUUCCACCUGAAAUUCACUCAGCAGUACUCUUAAUCAUCCUCCUUAACUUCCUAACUUUCACCAAAUCAGAAGAGAAUAGGACACAGACCAAUAUGUGCACAGUCUACCAGCCAACCUAUCAGAAAUCAUCUGUCAAUAAGUGCCUACUGUACUGGUGCCUCUGUCUUCGGUCACCUUGACAAUGCACUUUAACUCCUAGGCCUACAAGAUUCCAAGAAAUGGUGGACUCACAGACUGUACAUGUAAAAAUGUAGUGGUUGUGAACACCAAGGAAAUUUCGUUUUUAUAAAUCAGGAUUAGAGCUGUAGUUUUUUUUAUGUUGGGACAUAUCAAAUUUAUCUGACAUAUAUAACUUGAUGUUCAUUGUCAUCUCAGUUGUGUGUCCGUGCACACACUUGUGUGGGAGAGAGGGUGUGUGUCAUGAUCCCACAAGUCAAGGCCAGUAUGAUGGUAUAGUACAUUUUAGUCAUUUGUCACACACUCUUAACCAGAGCAACUUACAGUAGUGAGAGCAUACAUUUUCAUACUGGUCCCCCAUGGGAAUCGAACCCACAACCCUGGCGUUGCAAGCGCCAUGCUCUACCAACUGAGGUACGCUGGACUAGUAGUAGUGUAUGAAAUGAAGAAAUGGAAAGAGCUACUAGAUUAUUUCCAGACUCUGUAGAAAUAGUUUUGUAAGUAUUGUAGUAAGGUACUGUAUAAGAUAGUAUUAUGUAAGAGAAGCUUUCACAUAAUGAUUUUAAUUGAAAUAUGAUUUUAUUACAUUUGCUAAAUAAAUAUAAAAUUUUUGCCUUUU